Musa acuminata subsp. malaccensis (wild Malaysian banana) is the source of this 3532-nucleotide messenger RNA. RefSeq names its product protein SLOW WALKER 2. Lineage: Eukaryota; Viridiplantae; Streptophyta; Magnoliopsida; Zingiberales; Musaceae. Gene Ontology annotation, cellular component: nucleus. The record is from RefSeq and is a predicted model, not a curated record.
CUCCUCUCCAUCGUCCGUCUCUCUUCGAAGAGUAGCUGAAGAUGGGAAAAGAGGAAGAGAAAAUCGCGAUUUCGAAGACGAAGAAGAAGCCGCAUCGAACCGCCCAAGACCUCGAAUCCAUCAAAUCCGACGUCGUCUCUUUCGCCUCCUCCCUCGGCCUCGUCCCUCCGACGCUUUCCUCCUCGUACGGCUUCGACGACUCCGAUUUCCGCAAAUCCGGACCCCUCAAACCCCUCGAUGCCCAUGAGUCGAAACUGCCGUCGUCGGUCUCCGCCGCCGGCGAUAAAGGCGGAGCCAAGAAGGAACCCGGUUCCAAGGCCCUCCCCAAGCCCCACCCGUUGCAGAUCGAUCCCUUUGUCAAGACCUCGCAUGAGAAGAAAGGCCGCCCGGAAGUUCCCUUGAUGAAGGCGAGCUCCCUCUCGGGGCAUUGGUACCUCGAUGCCGAGGAGCUGGAAGCCAAGGUCUUGGGUCCCGACGGGAGCAAAAAGGUGACGAAUUUGGGGAUCGGGGAGUUCAAGAAGCUAGUCGAGAAGAAGAAAGAGGUGGCCGAGAGGCUGCUGGCGCAGUACACCGAGGAUUAUGGGUCCUCUAGGAGGAAGAGCGGGGAUAUGAGGUUGCUGGAGGUGACGGCCAGGUCAGGGACAUCGUCAGACAAGGUGUCUGCCUUCACGUGCUUGGUGGAGGAUAACCCUAUCGCCAAUAUAAGGUCGCUGGACGCCCUGUUGUCUAUGGUGACAUCCAAGGUAGGGAAACGCUAUGCAUUUACUGGCUUUGAAGCUCUGAGAGAGUUGUUUCUGUUGAGAUUGCUGCCAGAUCGCAAGCUAAAAUCUCUGUUUCAACGCCCCUUGGAUAGUUUGUCUGAGACAAAAGAUGGUUUCUCUCUUUUACUCUUUUGGUAUUGGGAAGAAUGCUUGAAGCAAAGGUAUGAACGAUUUGUUACUGCACUUGAGGAAGCAUUAAAAGAUAUGUUGCCAAAUCUGAAGGACAAGGCAAUGAAGACAGUGUUCUUUCUCUUAAAGAGUAAACCAGAACAAGAACGUAGAUUGCUUACAGCUAUUGUAAAUAAACUAGGGGAUCCGGAGAGGAAAGCAGCAUCUGGGGCUAUGUAUCACUUGUCUUGCCUUUUGUCUGCACAUCCUAAUAUGAAGGCAGUGGUAAUUGACGAAGUUGAUGCCUUUAUCUUCAGACCACAUAUAGGACUGCGUGCAAAAUACCAAGCUGUUAAUUUCUUAAGUCAAAUUUUUCUCAGCAAAAAAGGGGAUGGACCUAAAAUUGCAAAACGGUUGGUUGAUGUAUAUUUUGCGCUCUUUAAGAUACUAAUUUCAGAGGCUCAAGAUGGACAAUCCAACAAGAAUGACAAAAAAAGUGGUUUAAAUGUGAAGGGAAAGGGGAAAAAAGGCAAGACUGAUUCACUGAAAACUCUUAGAAAAAACAAAAAUGAACCUUCUUUGGAGUCUAAUAUUGAGAUGGAUUCUCGCCUUCUCUCUGCACUGCUAACUGGCAUUAAUAGAGCAUUUCCUUUCAUUGCAAGUGAUGAUGCGGAAAGCAUUAUAGAAAUUCAAACACCUGUACUGUUCAAAUUGGUCCAUUCUAAGAAUUUUAAUGUGGGAGUUCAGGCACUGAUGCUGUUGUAUCAGAUAUCUUCCAAGAAUCAGAUUGUUAGUGACCGUUUUUAUCGUGCUGUCUAUGCAAAGUUACUGACUCCUUCUGCACUUACUUCCUCAAAGCCAGAAAUGUUUCUUGGGCUAUUGGUCAAAGCAAUGAAGAAUGACUUGAACAUGAAGCGGGUAGCUGCCAUCUCGAAGCGCCUUUUACAGGUUGCGCUUCAAAGGCCCCCUCAGUAUGCUUGUGGGUGCCUGUUUAUAUUAUCUGAAGUUCUUAAGGCAAAACCACCUUUAUGGGCUGUUAUCCUACAAAAUGAGACUGCUGAUGAUGAUAUUGAGCACUUUGUCGACGUACCAGAAGAUCCUGAAGAUCUAGCCAGUGGUUCUAUUGUGUCACAACAUGAUAAAAAUUCACAUGAGUAUGAAAAGGAUCAGGUCUCUGAAGGUGAAACUGGUUUGGAAGAUAGACUAAAAAUCAAUACAAUAAGAAAUCACAGCUUAGGAGGUGAUCAAGCACUUCAUACAGGGUCCACACUGCCUGCAGGCUACAAUCCACGGCAUAGAGAACCAUCUUACUGCAAUGCAGACCGUGCAAGUUGGUGGGAGCUGACAGUAUUGGCAUCGCAUGUGCACCCAUCGGUUGCAACCAUGGCCAGGACUGUGUUAUCUGGGGCCAACAUUGUUUACAAUGGUGACCCUCUAAAUGAUUUGUCUCUUACUUCUUUUAUCGACAAGUUUAUGGAGAAGAAACCGAAACCAAACCGAAAAGCUGAAGGAAGUUGGCAUGGUGGAUCUCAAAUUGCACCUGCAAGAAAGAUCGACGUGAGCAGUCAUCUUAUUGGUGAAGAUAUUCUACAGCUAGCAGAGGAUGAAGUGGCCCCUGAAGAUGUUGUCUUCCACAGAUUCUACAUGAACAAAACAAACACGUCAAAGAAGCCAAAGGCAAAAAGAAAAAAGGCUGCGCAAGAUGAUGAGGAUGCAGAUGAUCUUUUGUUGGAUGCAAGCGACGAUAGUGAAGAAGAGGAGAUUGAUAACAUGAUGGGAUCUGGUCCUCUUCCUGUGGAAGAUGCUGGUGAAGAUUAUGACUAUGAUGAUCUCGACAAAGUUGCUGAUGAGGAUGAUGAUGAUUUGCUUGGAAAUGGUAGUGAUGCAGAGACAGGUCCUUCAGCAAAUCUCAUUUCACGCGAAGAUGGUGGGAUUGCAAAUGAUGAUGAUGACGGCAGCAUUGAUACAUGGAAUAGUGAUUCCGAGGGAGGUGUCGAUGAUCUUGCUGAUGUUGGUACCGAUAUGAAUGAUGAUGGCAUUAAUGAUAAUGAUGACAAAAGUGAGGUACCUGAUGAUAAAGUUGGUAAGCGGAGGAAACAUAAGUUGAAUGGUAGGUCUCGAACAUCACCAUUUGCUAGUCUUGAAGAGUAUGAACACCUCAUGAGUGACAAGGGGGAUAGCAUCGAUAAGUUGAGAUCACAUAAGAAGAAAAAGAAGAAAGUAUCUAAUUGAGUGUUUCAGAAAAAAAAUGUCACGAUUUCCUAGUGUAACCUGUAAUGGGUAAGAAGACUGUGUUUGGUUACUCGGUUGAAAGAAGAGUAGUGGGCAGAAGAGAAGGGGAAAGGGAAAGGGAAAGGAGGGGAAAGAUUUGUGUUUGUGUUGAUGGAAUCAAGAGAAGGGAUCACAUUGAACUCUCCUUCCUCUGCAAAGCUGCCCAGUUUUAGAGAGAGCCAAUAUGGAUUUUGGUAGGCUCUGGUUCUCUUUGUUUCUUGUCCUAACUAUGUUGACAACACAAAAGGAGGGGUCUCUUCCUUUUGUUCUUGUUAAUGUAGCCAUAAGAAGCAAGCUUUCUAAUAGUUGAGUCUGUGUCGGAGGGACAAUGGAAUAGCAAAAUUGGAUUAUACCCCCCUUGUGUUUUAAUAAUAUUUGUUUUUUUUCUUAAA